This is a messenger RNA of Cuscuta campestris, 2287 nucleotides long. Lineage: Eukaryota; Viridiplantae; Streptophyta; Magnoliopsida; Solanales; Convolvulaceae. The record is from the annotation of a GenBank genome assembly.
AGGAUCGUUAACCCAAUCAUACUUCUCCAUGAAAGGGUUGACCAAUAUUUUGGGAGGGUAAGAAUGGAUGCAAUCUUCCCAAACAUUGGGAUCCCGGAGUCCUUCACCACCUCCCAAACACAAUUGUUGCAUUUGAAGCCUGCCCCAAGGCUCACCAUUAGUAUUCUGUCACCUUUUUUCAACCUCUUCUUGGCCUCCAUGUACCCGAGAACGUACCACAGCCCGCCCGCAGACGUGUCACCCCACCGGUGCAACGACAUCCUCGUCGGCUCUAAGUCGUACUCGCUCAGCCCCAGGCUCGCUCCCACGCCGUCUAUCACCGCCCGCCCGCCCGGGUGCAGGCAGAAAUGCUCGAUCCCGGUUUUCAUGUUGACGACACCUGUCAUUGCACGCAUCGGACAUUUCUUGCUUCCAUGUGUUUUCACCUGCUGUUUCGAUCUCUUUGCUAUUGUGCCUGCAGCCGUGUUUGAAUUUUUUGGAGCCCCAAUACAGUUGGCCGUGAGGAAAUGUGCAGAGAGGUUUCCUCUAUUUCAAGAGUACAUCACUAUAACGGCUAAGCAUGCAGAAAGGUCUGAGGAUUCGAUGAUAGGCGCGAUGGGCGAUGCUGGGGUCCUACUUGCGGGCUAUGGUAUUUACAAGGUCAUUGAUUAUCGUCAUGAGAAAGAAUUCUUGAAGCGUUCUGCAGAGAGGGAGAGGAGAAUGGAAUGCUUGAAGGCUGGAUGGACCAGUGAAUAAGAUGUGUGUGCAGUCCGUGCCUUGCUCAAAAACGACUUGUGUUGUUUGUUUGUUAUAGAUAAGUUUGUAUUUAGAGUAGAAGCAUUCAAUUCCCUUAAAAAUGAGCUAUACGCCAUCAGAAAGCAAAAUUAGCCUCCAUGGAACACAUUCCAAAAAAGAAAUUCAAAAUCUAGCUUUAAUAAAAACUGAAGAUGACUUUAAUACUCAUAAGAAAAUAUAUGUGAUAGAAGGGGAAAUAUAUUUUACUACAUGGAGUUCUCUAAAUUUGCCUUCAAAGAGCAUGUUAGCAUCAAUGUUUCUCUACAGAAUCUUUAAGUCUUCAAUUACCUCAACAACCUUUGCUGGAAAACAACCAUUCUGCAACCACUAUUUUAAACCUCUGGUAUGUGUUCCUUUACAAUGGCAGGACAAAACAUUACAUGCCAAUUAUAUAUAUUCAAGAAAAAAUGGAGGUAAUCAAGUACAACAAUAUUGUUGUAUAUUCAUUUGUCCUAUUUAGGAAAGGAGUUAAGCAAGCGGCAUGAAACCUAGGUGAAAAGGCUAGAGAAAUGAUUUGAUUAUCACAAAUAUAAACUUACGUUGUAGAGCUCUUACUCAGGAAAUCAAUGCCUAAAAUGUCUGCGUCACUCUACGGAGUACUACAGAGUACUAUGUCAAUGACAUCCAAAGUCAUAUCAAUGCCAAGGCCAUUAGACUGAUCAGAAUUAACAACAAACCCAAAGAGUAAUGCCACAUCCAAUGCAUAAGAAAAAUAAAUUUAGGCUGCUGGAUUAAGAUGUCAAAGCCACAACAGUCUAUUGCAAGUGUUUAAAAAGACAAAAUAACAUCUUCUUCUCCCUAUCAGUAUUCUACUACAUUUAUAAUCCAAAACCAAUUGCCACAAAUUAAAAGCCCUUACCAUUAGUUUGAUCAAACCCAAGACUGCCCAACCGAGGACUUUCCAUGUGGCACCACCAUCAGAAUAAUUUUCUCUAACUUGCAAAUAGAAGUUAGAAUAGGGCCUUACCAUUAGUUUUAGGGCUGUAUAAAAAGACAAUGUACCAACAUCUUCUUCUCCUUAUCAACACCCUAACUCAAUAGCUCCACGCCUGCACUAAUAUAAAAUCACAUACCUCUUUUCUCUUCUAAUAUUUUGUUUUCACCUCUCGAAAAGGAUGUGUAGACCAUCAAUAUAUUUUAAAUUAUGAAUAUUGUAGCCACAGAUAAAAUUUAAGUAUUUAGCCUAUUUUUCUUAUAAAGCUGCAAGUGACAAACAUUCUUUCAUCAAAUGUAUAUAGACCCUAGAAUUUUCUGCCAAAUCAAAUUCUUAAGAACACACAUUUCAUUUCUUAUAAUCCAAAGUGUAGGACAAAAUGAAAGAAAAAUAAUUCAAACAUGUGUCUGUCCUCCAACUCUAAGUCAAUCUUCCUAAUCUUCCUCCAAUCAAGACCCUUUUGUUUCAAUUGAACCCUGGAAUUCAAGCAUCUCUAAUUGCUUAAUCUAAUUUAUGGCCAUCAUGCAAUGGAUUCAUUACACCAAUCUGCAAGAAAAUUAAUAAAAGAGGUGCAGUUUU